CAUGCCCCACUAUGGAGAAGGGGCUUGAACGACGAAUUGAACUGCAACACUUGCGGUCUCUAUUGUAAAUUGGUGAGUGAUAUUUCGUCUAUAUACACCAUACGGACUUCAUUGCUCAUUCUAGAUAAUGCCAUGAAGAAGGGGCUCGAACAACAAAUUGAAUUGCAACGCUUGCGGUCUCUAUUGUAA
Messenger RNA from Suillus plorans, 189 nucleotides. RefSeq lists its product as uncharacterized. The transcript has a single exon. The annotation marks the transcript as partial. The record is from RefSeq and is a predicted model, not a curated record. Gene Ontology annotation, biological process: regulation of DNA-templated transcription. Gene Ontology annotation, molecular function: sequence-specific DNA binding; zinc ion binding. NCBI's taxonomy places the organism in Eukaryota, Fungi, Basidiomycota, Agaricomycetes, Boletales, Suillaceae.